AUGGACGAGAGCCCGAGGCCACCAUCGCCGUCUCGUCAAUCCCAAUCUCCUCCUCCACCUCCGCCUCAGUCACAUACAGGGUCGCCUACCGAUUUUUUGAAGGGUGUUGUCGGAAAGCGGGUUGUCGUUCGGUUGACUUCUGGUGUGGAUUACAGAGGUGUUUUAUCCUGCUUGGAUGGGUUCAUGAACAUCGCUCUCGAGCAGACAGAAGAACAUGUCAAUGGGGUGAUCACGAACCGAUAUGGAGACACUUUUGUUCGAGGAAACAAUGUACUGUAUAUCUCGGCUGCAGAGCCAUUGUAA
Messenger RNA from Psilocybe cubensis, 303 nucleotides. RefSeq lists its product as uncharacterized. The transcript has 3 exons. Gene Ontology annotation, molecular function: RNA binding. Gene Ontology annotation, cellular component: P-body; sno(s)RNA-containing ribonucleoprotein complex; nucleolus. Gene Ontology annotation, biological process: mRNA splicing, via spliceosome; maturation of SSU-rRNA. Bases 1 to 303 code for a protein of 100 amino acids. NCBI's taxonomy places the organism in Eukaryota, Fungi, Basidiomycota, Agaricomycetes, Agaricales, Agrocybaceae. The record is from RefSeq and is a predicted model, not a curated record.